Molecule: messenger RNA, 411 nt
Organism: Peronospora matthiolae
Lineage: Eukaryota; Oomycota; Peronosporomycetes; Peronosporales; Peronosporaceae
Source: the annotation of a GenBank genome assembly
AUGGUGAUCGCAAUUUCAAAGCACUUUGGAUGGCCCAUCGACCAGCUUGAUGUGGUGACGGCUUUCCUGUAUAGCUUCAUGAAGGAACAAGUGUUCCAUGUGAUUCCUGAAGGCGUUGAACUUGAUAGUACGUUCGACUGCCUGGAAUCGGUGAAGUCAAUUUGCGGCCUCAAGCAAGCGUCUCGAGUGUGGAAUGCGACAUUCGACGAGUUUGUGUACUCCAUUGGAUUCCAGGUAUCGGACUUCGACCCAUGUCUCUACUUCAAGACUUCGGUUGGCCAUCGUGUAUUUGUACUGGUCUACGUGGACGACGUUUUGGUGACUGGAAGCUCGCUCGAGCUAAUAGCACGAUCCAAGAACGACCUGAAGACACGAUUCGAGAUGACAGACAGCGACAAGUGUGUGUUGUAA